AAAGCAGGUGGGUGGGGGAACACAGGAGUGGCCCCAGGGAGUGGCCGUGCACACUCAGCCCUUUGGGGUCUGAUAAAGGGGCCCACUGAUGGCCUGAUUGCUCUUCCCACGGCCAUCGUCCUCCAGGGCAUCUUGGAGAAGGCCUGGCAAGCCCUUGCGAGAGGAGUCAGGGCCUGGUCCCUCGGGCUGGCCAAGACCUGGGGCGCCCACCAGUGCUCCCUCCUGUGAGCCCAUCCCAGGGCUCCCCAGUGUCCUGUCUGCCCUGAGGCUCCUUCCAUGACCUGCAGGCUCCUGCCAUGACCAGCCCCAUGGGGCCUACCAGUAUCCAGGGUCAGGUCGCACAGCUGCAUCUACCCCACAGGCUCACAUUGACUCUGGAGGCCCCUCCCAGGUCCCUCUUGCACCCGGCAGGGCUGUGGGCAGGACACAGGUUCAGGCCUUGCCCUGGGAAGCCCCAUACACAGUGGGACUCCAUGGGGUGGUGCAGGGGCACCCUGGGGGCCAGGGCUGGUUGUACACAGGGCACGCCCACCUUUGUCAGCUCACUGGUCCUCCGGCCAGCCUCUCCAGACGGGCACUGUCAUGAUGACAUUUUACAGACCGGAACACUGAGGCUCAGUGACACAAGCUCCGAGGUCACACCAUGGGAAAUCACACACAGGGCCUGGCCCCAAAUGCCACACUCCUUCCCCAGCCCCAAAGACCCUGCCCCAAGCAUGAGUCUGUUUCAUGAGAAUCCGAAGUUUCUGGGCUCCUAGGGACCCUGUAUCUGGCACCGGACAGCACCUGGCUGCUCAGGACGAAUGAAUGACGGCGUGAUCCUCCACAGCCUGACUUACAGGCAGGUUCACCGCGGCUGAGAACGCAGGGACCAGCUCUGGUGCACGUGCUGGACUCCUGCAGCUGCUGGACUGGUUGAGUCCUGACCUUGGCCAGCACCACGCUAUUGCCAGAGGCACAGUGAGAGGCCACGGCGGCCCCUGCCCGCCCCACACUGCCGAGCAGAGUCCUGGUGGGGUGCCUGGGUCCCUCCCCAUUCCAGUGGGAGCCUCCCGUUCACCAGGCAGGGCAGAGCAGGGUGGAAGAGCCUGACCUUGUGUCUGAGGGAGCCGGGCAGGUGGGAGCUGACCCUGGGUCAGAGGCCCCCUCCUGGGGCCGCUUUCACGGCUCAUGCUUGGCACCGUCAGCACUGGGUGGGGCCGGGCCGAGGGGCCCUCCACUUAACAGCAGAGUCAGCGUGCGGGGCCAGCGCAGGCUGAUAACCGCACGGAACUUCCCAGGCACCCUGUGUGGCCGCACUGCUCCCUCUGGCCCAACCAUGCCUCUGCCCAGCCACCUGCUGCCCGCCUUGGUCCUGUUCCUGGCAGGGUCCUCAGGCUGGGCCUGGGUCCCCAACCACUGCAGGAGCCCUGGCCAGGCCGUGUGCAACUUCGUGUGUGACUGCAGAGACUGCUCAGAUGAGGCCCAGUGUGGUUACCACGGGGCCUCGCCCACCCUGGGCGCCCCCUUCACCUGUGACUUCGAGCAGGACCCCUGCGGCUGGCGGGACAUUAGUACCUCAGGCUACAGCUGGCUCCGAGACAGGGCAGGGGCCGCACUGGAGGGUCCUGGGCCUCACUCAGACCACACACUGGGCACCGACUUGGGUGAGGCCAGGGCAAGUCUCUGUGCGCCCGUCCCAACACCCUCCAUGCUCCCUGCCCCGUCUCCUGACCUCUCACCUGCACCAGGCUGGUACAUGGCCGUUGGAACCCACCAAGGGAAAGAGGCAUCCACCGCAGCCCUGCGCUCGCCAACCCUGCGAGAGGCAGCCUCCUCCUGCAAGCUGAGGCUCUGGUACCACGCGGCCUCUGGAGAUGUGGCUGAACUGCGGGUGGAGCUGACCCAUGGCGCAGAGACCCUGACCCUGUGGCAGAGCACAGGGCCCUGGGGCCCUGGCUGGCAGGAGUUGGCAGUGACCACAGGCCGCAUCCGGGGUGACUUCCGAGUGACCUUCUCUGCCACCCGAAAUGCCACCCACAGGGGCGCUGUGGCUCUAGAUGACCUAGAGUUCUGGGACUGUGGUCUGCCCACCCCCCAGGCCAACUGUCCUCUGGGACACCACCACUGCCAGAACAAGGUCUGUGUGGAGCCCCAGCAGCUGUGCGACGGGGAAGACAACUGCGGGGACCUGUCUGAUGAGAACCCACUCACCUGUGGCCGCCACAUAGCCACCGACUUUGAGACAGGCCUGGGCCCAUGGAACCGCUCGGAAGGCUGGUCCCGGAACCACAGCGCUGGUGGUCCUCAGCGCCCCUCCUGGCCACGCCGUGACCACAGCCGGAACAGUGCACAGGGCUCCUUCCUGGUCUCCGUGGCCAAGCCUGGCACCCCUGCUAUACUCUCCAGCCCCGAAUUCCAAGCCUCAGGCACCUCCAACUGCUCGCUGGUCUUCUAUCAGUACCUGCGUGGGUCUGAGGCUGGUUGCCUCCAGCUGUUCCUGCAGACUCUGGGGCCCAGCGCCCCCCGGGCCCCCGUCCUGCUGCGGAGGCGCCGAGGGGAGCUGGGGACCGCCUGGGUCCGAGACCGUGUUGACAUCCAGAGCGCCCACCCCUUCCAGAUCCUCCUGGCCGGGCAGACAGGCCCGGGGGGCGUCGUGGGUCUGGACGACCUCAUCCUGUCUGACCACUGCAGACCAGUCUCGGAGGUGUCCACCCUGCAGCCGCUGCCUCCUGGGCCCUGGGCCCCAGCCCCCCAGCCCCUGCCGCCCAGCUCGCGGCUCCAGGAUUCCUGCAAGCAGGGGCAUCUUGCCUGCGGGGACCUGUGUGUGCCCCCGGAACAACUGUGUGACUUCGAGGAGCAGUGCGCAGGGGGCGAGGACGAGCAGGCCUGCGGCACCACAGACUUUGAGUCCCCCGAGGCCGGGGGCUGGGAGGACGCCAGCGUGGGGCGGCUGCAGUGGCGGCGUGUCUCAGCCCAGGAGAGCCAGGGGUCCAGUGCAGCUGCUGCUGGGCACUUCCUGUCUCUGCAGCGGGCCUGGGGGCAGCUAGGCGCUGAGGCCCGGGUCCUCACACCCCUCCUUGGCCCUUCUGGCCCCAGCUGUGAACUCUACCUGGCUUAUUAUUUACAAAGUCAGCCCCGAGGCUUCCUGGCACUAGUUGUGGUGGACAACGGCUCCCGGGAGCUCGCAUGGCAGGCCCUGAGCAGCAGUGCAGGCAUCUGGAAGGUGGACAAGGUCCUUCUAGGGGCCCGCCGCCGGCCCUUCCGGCUGGAGUUUGUCGGUUUGGUGGACUUGGAUGGCCCUGACCAGCAGGGAGCUGGGGUGGACAACGUGACCCUGAGGGACUGUAGCCCCACAGUGACCACCGAGAGAGACAGAGAGAUCUCCUGUAACUUUGAGCGGGACACAUGCAGCUGGUACCCAGGCCACCUCUCAGACACACACUGGCGCUGGGUGGAGAGCCGCGGCCCUGACCACGACCACACCACAGGCCAAGGCCACUUUGUGCUCCUGGACCCCACAGACCCCCUGGCCUGGGGCCACAGUGCCCACCUGCUCUCCAGGCCCCAGGUGCCAGCAGCGCCCACGGAGUGUCUCAGCUUCUGGUACCACCUCCAUGGGCCCCAGAUUGGGACUCUGCGCCUAGCCAUGAGACGGGAAGGGGAGGAGACACACCUGUGGUCGCGGUCAGGCACCCAGGGCAACCGCUGGCACGAGGCCUGGGCCACCCUUUCCCACCAGCCUGGCUCCCAUGCCCAGUACCAGCUGCUGUUCGAGGGCCUCCGGGACGGAUACCACGGCACCAUGGCGCUGGACGAUGUGGCCGUGCGGCCGGGCCCCUGCUGGGCCCCUAAUUACUGCUCCUUUGAGGACUCAGACUGCGGCUUCUCCCCUGGAGGCCAAGGUCUCUGGAGGCGGCAGGCCAAUGCCUCGGGCCAUGCUGCCUGGGGCCCCCCAGCAGACCAUACCACUGAGACAGCCCAAGGUAUGGGGGCCUGGCAGGGGCAGGGAUUCAGGGGCUGGCCAGGGGCUGGCAGGCUGAUGCUGGCACCUCCAGGGCACUACAUGGUGGUGGACACAAGCCCAGACGCACUGCCCCGGGGCCAGACAGCCUCCCUGACCUCCAAGGAGCACAGGCCCCUGGCCCAGCCUGCUUGUCUGACCUUCUGGUACCACGGGAGCCUCCGCAGCCCAGGCACCCUGCGGGUCUACCUGGAGGAGCGCAGGAGGCACCAGGUGCUCAGCCUCAGUGCCUACGGCGGGCUUGCCUGGCACCUGGGCAGUGUGGACGUGCAGGCCGAGCGAGCCUGGAGGGUCGUGUUUGAGGCAGUGGCCGCAGGCGUGGCACACUCCUACGUGGCUCUGGAUGAUCUGCUCCUCCAGGACGGGCCCUGCCCUCAGCCAGGUGGGAGCCCUGCCGUGGCCUCAGCCCUGCUCUGGGGCGCCUGCCUGGCCCUUUCCCUUCGUAGUGGUGCCCAGGGCUUGGGCCGUGGGGCAGCACCACUCACCCACCCAUGUCGUGCAGGUUCCUGUGAUUUUGAGUCUGGCCUGUGUGGCUGGAGCCACCUGGCCUGGCCCGGCCUGGGCGGAUACAGCUGGGACUGGGGCGGGGGAGCCACCCCCUCUCGUUACCCCCAGCCCCCUGUGGACCACACCCUGGGCACAGAGGCAGGCCACUUUGCCUUCUUUGAAACUGGCGUGCUGGGCCCCGGGGGCCGGGCCGCCUGGCUGCGCAGCGAGCCUCUGCCGGCCACCCCAGCCUCCUGCCUCCGCUUCUGGUACCACAUGGGUUUUCCUGAGCACUUCUACAAGGGGGAGCUGAAGGUGCUGCUGCACAGUGCCCAGGGCCAGCUGGCUGUGUGGGGCGCAGGCGGGCAUCGGCGGCACCAGUGGCUGGAGGCCCAGGUGGAGGUAGCCAGUGCCAAGGAGUUCCAGGUGAGGCUGGCUGUGGGCAAGGAGCCUCCUCCUCCUCCACCCAGGGCCCACACACUCCUUUCCUUCCCCAUCAGAUCGUGUUUGAAGCCACUCUGGGCGGCCAGCCAGCCCUGGGGCCCAUUGCCCUGGAUGACGUGGAGUAUCUGGCCGGGCAGUGUUGCCAGCAGCCUGCCCCCAGCCCGGGUGAGCCCUGGGCUGCAGUGGAGGCACGGAGGAGGGCCCAAGGGGCCAGCAUGGCUCGGGGUUUGCCAGGCUUACCAGUGUGUGGUCCCAGGAGCUGCGAGCAUGCUGCACCCAGACAGGACAAGAGAGCUGCCAGGCCCAGGCCCUGUGCCCUCCUCACUCUGCCCUGCUCACCCCUGGGGCCGCUGCCCGGGCUGGGCUGUCCCUGGGGUGCAGCCUCUGGGGCCUGCCCUGCCUGGCUGUGGCCUCUGUGCUCCCUGUGCCCACACCCAGGGCAAGGUCCAUCCUGGAGGAACCGCCAGCCGGGUCAGGGCAGCCACUGACUGCUCUCACUUGGUGAGGUAAAGAAUCUCGCCUGGGGCCAUGAGCCCCACCAAGUCUGCAGACAGCAGCUGCCUGUCUGCCAGGCCCCAUCCUUGUGAUAGCAGAACCAAUACUCUCUGCCUUUGAAAUAGGGGUGAACCCCCAGGAGCCAGCAGAGGCUGAGGGGACCAGGCAGCCCCAGGCUUCCUCCUUAGCCCCAGAUGUGGGGGCUGCUUUGGAGGGCUCACGUGUCCCUAUGGCCCACAGGGAACACAGCCGUACCCGGGUCUGUGCCAGCUGUGGUUGGCAGUGCCCUCCUAUUGCUCAUGCUCCUGGUGCUGCUGGGACUUGGGGGACGGCGCUGGCUGCAGAAGAGGGGGAGCUGCCCCUUCCAGAGCAACAC
Molecule: messenger RNA, 5804 nt
Organism: Gorilla gorilla gorilla (western lowland gorilla)
Lineage: Eukaryota; Metazoa; Chordata; Mammalia; Primates; Hominidae
Gene: MAMDC4
Product: MAM domain containing 4
Exons: 23
Coding region: 1319-5443 (1374 amino acids)
Cellular component (GO): membrane
Molecular function (GO): protein binding
Source: RefSeq, a predicted model, not a curated record